This is a messenger RNA of Aphanomyces astaci, 1732 nucleotides long. RefSeq lists its product as hypothetical. Gene Ontology annotation, molecular function: transmembrane transporter activity. The coding region runs from base 8 to 1564 and encodes 518 amino acids. Gene Ontology annotation, biological process: transmembrane transport. Gene Ontology annotation, cellular component: membrane. NCBI's taxonomy places the organism in Eukaryota, Oomycota, Saprolegniomycetes, Saprolegniales, Verrucalvaceae. The transcript has a single exon. The record is from RefSeq and is a predicted model, not a curated record.
AAGUGAAAUGGCAGCCAAGCCGACGACUGUGAAGACGCCGCCCCCUGCCGCGGAGGACUCUGUGCAGAAGCCAGGAUGCGACCUCAAGGAGGAGCGCAGCUGCAAUGACAUCUUCUUCGCCAUCCUGUACCUUGGAUGCUUUGGCUUGGUCAUUGCGCUCUUUGCCAUGUACGGUGGUGAAGUGCUCACCUACAACGGCGAUGAGUUGAAGCAAAAGCAACACAAGUAUCGGUAUGCACUGCAAAUUUGCGCUGGCAUUGCUGGUGCGUCGGUGGUACUUUCCAUGGUGUGGACGGGAAUCAUGUUGGUCAUGGGGAAGUUGCUCAUUUGGAUCGCGGCCAUCGUCGCUAUCGUGGGUGUGUUUGCUGCGGGCGUCUUGGGUUCGUACUUUAUGAAGGAUGGUGGCGAUAACACGUUCUUUUGGGUACCUGCCACGUUGGGUACGCUUUUGGCGCUCAUUCUCACGAUCUACGUGUGCUGCAUCCGCCGCCGCAUUGCAUUUGCAUCGGUCAACUUGAAGAUUGCGUGUCGUGCCGUGUUGACGUACCCGGUGCUGCUCCUGAUUGCGUUUGGUAUGACGAUCGUGAUUGCGUUGUGGUGCCUCGUGUGGUCGGCCGCGACAUACGCCACGAUGAACCACGGCGAGUACAUCUUGAGCCAAGUCCCCGGCUUGAACGUGUCGGCCAACUUGAACCCCGACGGAUACGGCAACACCGAGCGCUUCAGCAUCUUCUUUGGGAUGCUGCUCGUGUUUUUCUGGACAGUAUUUGUCGUGCGCAACAUCGUGCACGUGACUGUGUCAGGCACCGUGGCCUCAUGGUGGUACAACUCGGACGAGAACCGCAAGCCUAUGACGAGCACGACGGCGCUGUGUCGCGCGAUGACGUUGUCGUUCGGGUCCAUCUGCUUCGGAUCGUUCAUCGUGUCUGUGAUCGAAACCAUCAAGGCAAUCAUCAUGUUUUUCCGCCACCUCGCGUCCAAGAGCCAGAAUUCCGUCGCCGUGUGCCUUCUCGGCUGCCUCGAGUGCAUCAUUGGAUGCAUUAGCCGCCUCGUCCAGUACUUUAACAAGUACGCGUACUCGUACGUGGGUAUCUACGGCUUCAGCUUCCUCCGCUCGGGCAAGGAAACGUGGGAACUCUUUGACAAGAUGGGCUGGUCCGCCAUCGCGAACGAUUCGCUCAUCGACAACGUGCUUAUGGUCGGUGCCAUCAUGGUCGGAUUCACCGGCGCCGCCGCCGGCAACUGGGCCGUGAGCUACGAUAAACACCACAACAACAGUGUGUGGACACAGAACCUGUCGCAGCCGGCGCUCACGCUUGGCACGUCCGGGUUCUUGAUCGGGUUUGCCAUCUGCUACAUCGUCAUGAGCGUGAUCAACUCGAGUGUUGCGACAGCGUUCGUCUUGUUCGCGGAAGACCCGCAGUCCCUCCAACGGUCACAUCCGGACGACCACAACGAUUUGCACGCAGCGUGGAAGGAAAUCUACCCCGUCGAAUAUGCCGCCAGCAGCAACCAAGGCGGCGCCCCGCCCGCUGGCAGCAGCAAGCCCACGCAACAUGUGUAGAAGCCACAGCAUUCGUGCUUGUUUCAUAUUGGUUUUACAGUGUUAGUUCAUACUAGGAAUCCUUCCCUGGACUGAUCAUAUCGUUGCUUACUACUACUAUGGGUAUACUGUACUGGAACUCUCGAGCGUUGCAGUACUUUCUGUAAGAACAUCUCCACAUGAUCUAUA